AUGAGGGACCUGACAGGCUAUAUAAGGUCCAGGCACACCUCUGAUUUCUAUCUCAACCACGAAGGAGAUAUUGAGAAGGUUCAACACCCACACUCUCCCAUGUACAAACGUUUGAACAGCAGUGUCCCAGUGCUGAAACUAUACUUCGAGGGUGAUGGGUGCUUGCUGAAGGACUACCGGAUCAGCCGGGACUCCUUGGAGGCCUUGAUGCGGUGUCUGGGGCCUGAGAGGAGACAGGCCUGGGGACACCACAUUACUGUCUUGACAACCGUGUACUGGCUGGCACAGGGUUUGUCAUACAGUGUGGUGUCCCGGGCCUUUCAGGUACCCCUCUCUACGGUCCACAGAUUGGUCCACCAGGGAGUGGAGGACAUCGCUGCUCUCUGGCAAUCUUUGAUCAGGCUGCCUGCUGGUCCAGAGCUGGAGGAGGUCGGGCAGGGCUUCCAGCAGUUGGCCAACAGCCCGGCAUUCCGUUCAUGUGUGGGUGCAAUUGACGGGUGCCACAUACGGAUCAGGAGCCCAUCCGGACCCAGUGGCCAGGAUUUUCUACAAACGUUCGUAGGAUUUCCGGGCUCAGUCCACGACACCCGUGUCCUGAAACACAGUGCCCUCUAUAAAGAGGCUCUUUACCCUCCUCCAGGGAACUUCAUUGUGGGGAAUGGUGGCUACCCCUGCAUUGUACGACCCAUCUAUAUUGUCACACCGUAUCGGGAGCCACUACAGGGGAGGGUACAGAGCCGCUUCAACUGCUGCCAUGCCAAAGCAUGCAGCCUCAUAGAGCGUGCUUUCGGGAAACUGAAGGGGCGAUGGAGGUGCCUCCUGUCUAAGGCACUGGAGGUGAACCAUAACUUUGUCCCUGCUGUGGUCACUGCCUGCUGUGUCCUACACAACAUCUGCCUUACUGCAGGAGACAUUAUUGAACUGUUGGAGGAGGAGGAGGAAGAAGAGGAAGAGCAGCAGGAGCAGGAGGGGGUAGAGAGGUCUCCACCUCGUCCUAAAAUAACCACAACAGUGACAAAGGUGAUUAUUUUGGCAGUGCCAGCUUUGGAAGCAUGUGGGCCUUGA
Molecule: messenger RNA, 1065 nt
Organism: Trematomus bernacchii (emerald rockcod)
Lineage: Eukaryota; Metazoa; Chordata; Actinopteri; Perciformes; Nototheniidae
Product: protein ALP1-like
Exons: 3
Coding region: 1-1065 (354 amino acids)
Source: RefSeq, a predicted model, not a curated record